CUUUCAUUAUGUCAGUUCUGACAAUUUUGUUCACUUUUCUACGCUCCACUUCCUUCUUUAUAAAUUACAUUUGCGAUGGAUUUAUCAGGAGCCUCAACCUCAUCUGCCAAAACAAAGCCUACACCAGCUCCACUUUCACCAACAUCUACUAGGACAGAUGAGGCUAUAACACUGGCAUCGACGAGUCUGACGAGUCCGGGAUACAUGAUCUCACCUAAGGUCGAACAAUCAGACUGGAAAAUCACGAUUGAGAACAGCGAUGGCUCAACUAGUGAGGUCGAUUUGUUUCGUAGAGAAAUCAAGAUUAGCAUGGGAGGCGGCAACAGCAUGAAGAACAGCACCAAACAGCCGGACAUUGAAAACCAAGAUCCUCCCAAAAACGAAUCCAAGUUGCGCAACGAAAGAAUGUUGGUGCUAGGCCAACACAUAUUGACAACCUCAGGUGCACUCGCCAUUAUCGCCAUUUCAAUCCUCACCCUCGGAAUAUAUGCGCAGACCAAACAUAUCAACGACGACCUAACUAUGCUCAGCCCCACGGUCUUAAUGCUCAGCAUGUCGUGUCUUACAGUCGCUGCAGAUGUCAUCCUGGUUUACAUCUACCACCAGCACCAUCGCCACGGCCGGCCAGCCGCGACUGCGGAACGAAUGAUCCAGAAAGUCCGCGGCGCCACCGGGAUCCUGCAAGCAAUAUCUGGAGCUAUAAGUGCGGGCUAUUUCAAAUCUUCGAAAAAUGACAAAGGAAGUGCAGAUCUGUGGACGUGGGCUUGCUCAGAUGGCAAGGGAACUGUGAAUAACUCCAGCACGCUCUGUCCAAGCAAUCAAGCUGCGUGGAUCCUCAAUCUUCUGCAAGUCACAAUUCAUACCCUUUGUUUUGCUCUGGUACUUUGGAAUUUGUUCUUUAACAAGACAGCUGCGAAGGAAUUUCUGGACUUACUCGAAAAACCUAACAAGGAUGUGGCGAAGAUGGAUGAGACACUUCAUGUGAAAUCAAGCUUAGCGGGCUCAAGUUAGCAUUGGUUAAUCCAACUCAGAAUAUCGUGCUGGCACAGCACAAGCUG
Messenger RNA from Hyaloscypha bicolor E, 1058 nucleotides. RefSeq lists its product as uncharacterized. Bases 76 to 1011 code for a protein of 311 amino acids. The transcript is spliced from 3 exons. The record is from RefSeq and is a predicted model, not a curated record. Lineage: Eukaryota; Fungi; Ascomycota; Leotiomycetes; Helotiales; Hyaloscyphaceae.